AUGGCCGAGAACGUCUUCUUGUUCAACCUUGACGCUUGGCCACGAGACGCCCCAGAGCCUGCCGGUCCCCCAGCACCAACGAAUUUCUGGAAUACCGCUUUGCGGACGACCAGAAGAACUAUCUUCAUCGAAUACUCCUGGACAUUGCUGGUUCUGUGUGCCUUCGUUCUCGGAGUAUUAUCAAUCUACUGGGGUGCCCUCUUCCGAAUAAAGCAAAACCUUAAGCAUGCAACCAUUGCAGUGGUCGACUUCGAUGGCCAGCUGGCCCCAUACAAUUCAAUAGAGCCGAGUGUUGGGCCUUUCGUGGUACAGGAGAUCCGAAGAGCGGCCACCCUCCAGCAUGCUUUAGGAUACAAAAUCCAUGACCCGGCUGACUAUGACUUCGACACUCUGGCAGUUCGUCAAGCUGUCCAUCACGAGGACGUCUGGGGAGCGAUAGUCAUAAAUCCCAAUGCCACCGCUCUCCUUCGCCAGGCCGUCGAGCAAGGCAACACCAGCUACGACCCUACCGGAGCCUGUCAAAUCAUCUAUAACCAAGCUCGGGACAUCGAGUCCUUCAAUCAGUAUGUCAUCCCCACGCUCACCCGCCUCGGCACCGACAUCAGCUAUUCCUUUGCUACCAAUUGGACUACUUCCGUCCUCACGAACAAUUCUCUGCUCACUAGCACCUAUGCCACGACGCCUCAGGCAUUAUCCCCAGGGAUAGCAUUCACAAUCUACGACCUGCGUCCCUUUGAUCCCCCGGUCGCCAUUCCCGCCGUCUCCAUCGGCCUGAUCUAUCUCAUCAUCAUCGCCUUCUUCAGUUUCAGCUUCUUCAUGCCCAUCCAUUCCCUCUUCCUCAACCCCGCCGCCCCUCAGCCACACCCACCCCUCCGAUUCACCCACCUCAUUCUGUGGCGCUACAUCGCCACCACCACCGCCUACUUCUUCCUCUCGCUCGCCUACAGCCUCGUCAGCCUCGCCUUCCAGAUCCCCUUCUCCAACACCCCACCCGCCGGCCAGUCCUCCUUCCCCACCGACGCCCCCAUCAACAACGCCAACCUCGUCGGCCACGCCACCUUCCCCGUCUACUGGCUUCUCAACUUUCUGGGCAUGGGCGCGCUCGGCCUCCCGCUUGAGGUCGCCGCCAUGCUCCUCCCCAACCGCAAGCCAUGGGUCUCGCUCUUCCUGAUCUUCUGGGUCAUCACCAACGUCAGCACGGGCUUCUACGCGCUGGAACUCGCCCCGACCUUCUACGCCUGGGGCUACGGCUGCCCGCUGCGCCAGAUCGUCUACGCGAGUCGGUCUUUGUUGUUCGGCACCCGGAGUCAGCUGGGCCUCAACUUUGGGGUACUGGUGGCGUGGAUCGUCGGCGCCACCGUCGUGUGGGUGCCCAGUUGCUUUGUGAUGAAGCGGAGGGUUGCGAAGCAGAAGCAGCGGGAGGCGGGCAUCGCGCCAGCGGGUAGGGAUGGGGGAAAAGUGAAGAAAGUGGUGACGGAUCAUGCCAAAAAGCUAAAUGCUCGGGUUCCCAAGGCUCCCAAGAUGUAG
Molecule: messenger RNA, 1527 nt
Organism: Cyphellophora europaea CBS 101466
Lineage: Eukaryota; Fungi; Ascomycota; Eurotiomycetes; Chaetothyriales; Cyphellophoraceae
Exons: 3
Coding region: 1-1527 (508 amino acids)
Cellular component (GO): membrane
Source: RefSeq, a predicted model, not a curated record